UGAAAAUCUCUGACCACACUAAGCUCACAAGCCAGUAUGACAAUAACUGGCUGGGGGCGAGUAACAAUUGUGCCCUUCAGAAGGGAUCCCUGGGGCUUGCGUGUGCCCCAGUCCCCAGGAGAUGGGUGAAUGGCCUUUUUAUCACUGGGCUGGCACUGACCUUUUUAUCUCACUUCCUGUCAGCUUCACUCCUUCUAGCCAUUUAUGUUCUUGUCUGUCUCUUUCUGCGCAGACACUGUAGCUUGCUACAACAAACCCAAGUCUAAGUCCUUUGGCCUAGUGAUAUGUCACUUCAUCCACCCUUCACACCCUGUCCCUCCCAUCCCUGUCAGCUCCCCUCCAAUACUCUUGGUCCAAGCACAUCAAACUUCUCACUCGUCCCCAGACCCGUCAGAUUUUCACACUCCCAAGCCUUUGCACAUGCUGUUCCUUCUGCCUGGAACACCACAUUUCCUCUUCUACCCCCGGUGAACUUCUGUUUCUCCUUGAAGCCCCACCGCAGAAGCCACUGACUCCUAGCAUCUUCUGGACCCCUCCCCGGGGGCAGUCCCCUGGGUUGUCUUGAUGGUUGUUGUGAUUCCCAAAUGUCUCAAGCUGCCUCCCCUCCCUGUAAGUGAGAGCCUCUCCAGGGGCUGGGAGUAGACCGCCUGGCAUCCCUGGGGCUCACCUGUGUGGAGGAAUGGGCCCUCAGGUUGGUGGUGGGAAUGGUUGGGGGGGGGAGGGGCUGUGGUCAGCCCCUCUGGAAGCGGCUCUUGGGACAAACACAGGUUUGUUAGAGUUGGCAAGGUUGUGGGAGGGGAAGGCAGCAGACAUUGUGUGAUGUAAGGUGAGGUCUUGUGGCCCUGGCAAGAAGGAGGGAGGCCUCGCUGGGGAUCACGUGGGCUUCUGCACUUGGGGGAUUAUGUAGACCCCUGGGUGUGUGUGAAGAUGUGUUCAGGCAAGUGGGUCCCGGCACCUGGGCAGUAGGGUACUCUCCUCUGCCCUGUGAGCACCCCCAAUGCCCCCAGAGCUAUCAUCAGUGCUGGAUAAAGAGGCCAGACAAUAUCCUCACCUCCUGAGGCUGACGUUGCAGAGAAGUCACCAGAGAUGGGCUUGAAACCAGCGAGGCUGCUCCCAAGAUCUUUUCCCUGGCUUCCUGUCCCUAGCCCACCCUCCCUCUGCCUGCCCCCUCAAGGCUCUCAGCUGCCAAGCACCUUCCACAGGGCCCACUCCCACUGCCCCGGGGACUCCGCCAGGCCAGACGCAAGGCCCGAUACCCACCCACCCCCAUCUCCCCAGAACUAGCAACUCGCCCUCCUUGGAAUCACCUGAGAGGUAGGACCUGGGGAUCCCGUUUUUACGGACAAGGAAAUGGACUCUGAGGGCUCUGAGGCUCGAAGUAACGGACUCAAGCUCCUCCGAGUGGGGAGUGGGUAGUAACUGGGAGGAUUUUCAGCCCGGCCUCUGGUGUCUGAGGGCCAAGUUCUGUCUCCAGCCGCCCUGGCUCGCCCGCCCCGCGGGCUCCAGGCCCCGGCCUUGGGUUGCCCCUCCCCGCCCACAGUCACAUCCGUCCUGUUCAGACAGAGAUCGAUGCGUCAAUGUCCCAACGCCGGCCUUAACCACAGACCGGUGCGGACGUCGCGCGUGAUGCCUUGGCUCUGAAUCCUGAGGACACUGUCCCUGAAUCCUUACUAGGCCAUGGCCACUGCUCCCUCGGCAUGGCCCUGAGCUGAGCCAGGAAGGGGCUGGUCAGUGAGAACCUUGAACUCCUGUGCUUGUACCCUUCCCUCCAACACAUCCACUAAGAGUGCAACAGAUGGCACCCGCGUGAGGCGGAGCGACGGGUCUUCUUGCCCCCCGGGCUGGAAGAGGAAGAGCAGCCGUUGUGCCGGGGAGGGCCGGACAUGUCGGAGGCAUCGUCCUGCCCUGGCAGCGAGACCCCUGCCCCAGGCUGCAGUCUGGGGGCCUUGUACUGGGCCUGUGUCCGCAAUGAUCCUGUCCAGCUCCAAGCGGCAUUGGAUGGUGGGGUCUCCCCGGAGGAGGCCGUCCAGGUGGAUGGCAAUGGGAGGACAGGUCUUAUGGUCGCCUGCUACCGCGGUUUUGAGAAUGUUGUGGCCUUGCUCAGCCGCUGCCCUUUCCUCGAUGUGAACCAGCAGGAUAAGGAAGGGGACACAGCCCUCAUGCUGGCUGCCCAAGCAGGUCAUGUGCCUCUGGUGAGUCUCCUGCUCAACUACUACCCAGGCCUGGACCUGGAGCGCCGGGACCAGCGGGGGCUAACGGCACUGAUGAAGGCCGCCAUUCGGAACCGUUCGGAAUGUGUGGUGGCCCUCCUCCUGGCAGGUGCUGAGCUGACAGCGGUGGAUCCUGUCCGGGGCAAGACGGCCCUAGAGUGGGCAGUGCUGACUGACAGCUUCGACACCGUGCAAAGGAUCCGGAAGCUGCUGCGGCGCCCCCAGAUAGAGCAGCUCAGCCAGCAUUACCAGCCCGAGUGGCCAGCCCUGCCUGGGCUCGUGGCCCAGGCCCAGGCCCAGGCCCAGGCUGCCCCAUCUCUUCUAGAGCGACUCCAGGCCACCUUGAGCCUCCCCUUUGCCCGGUUUCCUCAGGAGGGGGGUGUCCUGGACCACCUUGUGACCAUCACGACCAGCCUGGCCAGUCCCUUCCUCACCACUGCCUGCCACACCCUGUGCCCUGAGCACCCACCUGCACUGGGCACCCGAAGCAAGUCUGUGCCAGAGCUGCUAGGCACUGCCCCUCCCCCGCCCCCAGAUCCCCAGCCCCCCCAGGUAGCCCCUGGCCCCCGGGCCCUCAUCCCCUACCAGAGCCCUCAGGGCGUGUUGAGUAUGUGCCCUCAGUGGCUACAGCCCAGGGACAAUAGCAGCCCCAGGCCCCAAGCCCCCAAGAUCCGCCUCUCCAAGGCACCUUCAUCGCCCAGACAGCACAAGCCAGAGUCCAGGCCUGGAGAGAAUCGAAGGUUGGCCCUUCCUAUCUGGAGAUAUCAGGAGCUCAGGAUGGAGAGGAGGAAGCAGGAGGAGGAGGCCAGGCAGGCACAAAGUCAGGGAAAGAUGGGCUAGGCCAGGCUGGGAGCAGGUGAUCAGGUCCCUCCCUAAGGCUCCUUUGCCCUCUGGAGCCCCUUCUGCUCUCCCAUCCAGAUCUGUACAAAUGAUUCUACUCUAAUCUACUUAGGAGGUUGUCCACACAGCGCUAUUUGCGAUACUAAGAGUGGAAACAACCUAAGUGUCCAUCAGCAGGGGACUAGCUAAAUUGCUUAUGGCUGUGAUAAGUAUACAUCCAUAUGAUGUAUUUUAUACAGUGGUAAAACGAGUAAGGAAGCUCUUUACGUUCUGAUAUGAAACUAGCUCUAAGAGGUAUUAAGUGAAAGUCAUCAAGGGGUGGAACAGCGUGUAUGGCAUGCUACUACUCGUCCAUGUAAAAUCUGCACCAAGAUAAACUUGACCAAUACAAAUAUAUAGGGAGUACCAAGAUAUAUUUAAGUACUUGAUGAAUGAAGGAUCAAAGGAGGAAACGAAAAACCAUUACUGACAGUGGAAAUACGAAUCCCGGAAUGAGAUUGAAAAGUUAGGUACGAAAAAGUUAAUUCUUACCCGGCAAUAACACCAUAACUUUUUUUUUUCUGCCAGACAAAAAUAAAUUGCUACUUAUCAGUCUUCUACAGGUUAACCUCUUAACUUCCUAUAGAAAAUCUGGGCCCUAAGCAAUAGUAAAUACUAUGUCAGACAAAAUUACUUCCCCUGGAUGACCCAUAGGUGGGGUUAUUAGCCAAUGAUCUAAAACAUCUUGAAAAGGGGCGCCUGGGUGGCUCAGUCGGUUAAGUGUCUGACUUCAGCUCAGGUCGAUAUCACAGGUUUGGUUCAUGAGGGCUCUGUGCUGACGUCUCAGAGCCUGGAGCCUGCUUUGGAUUCUGUGUCUCCCUCUUUCUUUGCCUCUCCCCUGCUCGCUUUCUGUCUCUAAAAAACUGAAUAAACGUUAAAAAAAAUGUUUGUUUUGGGGCGCCUGGGUGGCUCAGUCGGUUAAGCGUCCGACUUCAGCUCAGGUCAUGAUCUCGCAGUCCAUGAGUUCAAGCCCCGCAUGGGGCUCUGUGCUGACAGCUCAGAGCCUGGAGCCUGUUUCGGAUUCUGUGUCUC
Acinonyx jubatus (cheetah) is the source of this 4121-nucleotide messenger RNA. RefSeq names its product ankyrin repeat domain 33 (gene ANKRD33). The transcript has 6 exons. NCBI's taxonomy places the organism in Eukaryota, Metazoa, Chordata, Mammalia, Carnivora, Felidae. Gene Ontology annotation, molecular function: protein binding. Gene Ontology annotation, biological process: negative regulation of transcription by RNA polymerase II; negative regulation of transcription regulatory region DNA binding. Bases 1884 to 3050 code for a protein of 388 amino acids. The record is from RefSeq and is a predicted model, not a curated record.